CGGCAGGUGACGUCGCUCUCCGGGCCUAAGGUCACCCUCUUCGCCUAUCAGAUUCGGCCUGGCCGGGAAAGGGGCGGGGUAAUUACGUGGCUCCCAACGGUAGAGGGAGGGUCCUAUCCGCGCGUGUAAGUAAGUGUGCUAGAGCUAGUCCCCGCCCCGCCGCCCGGUAAUGGCCGCUCGCGCACGUCCACUGUCUAAGGCCGCGGGCGCCCCCUGAAUCCUUCCGCUCGUCCCAGACUGAACAGCUUGAUUCCCCGGUGAAAGAGGAGCCGGCGCAGCAGCCGCCCAGGGCCCCGCAAUGGCGAGCGCGUUGGAGUCGUCGCUGGAGCUAAGCCUGUCGAGCAGCUACGCGGGCCCGUCGUCGCUGCCCCCAGCGCGCUCCCGCAUCUUCAAGAUUAUCGUCAUCGGGGACUCGAACGUGGGGAAAACGUGCCUCACGUACCGCUUCUGCGCCGGCCGCUUCCCGGAGCGCACCGAGGCCACCAUCGGAGUAGAUUUCCGCGAGCGCGCCGUCAGCAUAGACGAAGAGCGGAUUAAGAUCCAGCUCUGGGAUACAGCAGGACAGGAGCGAUUCAGGAAGAGUAUGGUACAGCACUAUUAUAGGAACGUACAUGCUGUCGUAUUUGUAUAUGAUAUGACAAACAUUGCCAGUUUCCAUAGUUUGCCACUGUGGAUCGAGGAGUGCAAGCAACACUUACUCACCAAUGAUAUACCCCGGAUUUUGGUUGGAAAUAAAUGUGAUCUGAGAAGUGCAAUUCAGGUGCCUACAGAUGUGGCUCAGAAAUUUGCUGACACUCACAGCAUGCCUCUGUUUGAAACAUCUGCUAAAAAUCCAAAUGACAAUGAUCAUGUUGAAGCCAUAUUUAUGACACUGGCUCAUAAACUCAAGAGUCACAAGCCACUCAUGCUGAGUCAGCCACCUGAUAACACGGUUCAAUUGGAACCUGAACGAAAACCUGCCAUGAGUUGUUGGUGCUAGCUCACAGUAUUUUUAUUUUUUCCAAUAUUCACUUUGUCCUAUUGGCAAGUGCUUGAAGAAUAUGGUUGUUGGUCAUGUCACAAUUGAGUAGGAACUCUGUUGGAACUGUUUGGCACUUUAUAUAUGUUCUCAUUCUUAGAUGUUUUCUAUUCUUGUCUUUGCACUUUGUAUCUCUGGAAACUAGGUUUUCAAGGGAAGGUUGGCAUCUGGUCCCAUUAAGGUCGUUUAGUUUUGGCAUUGUUUUUCCACUAAAAGAAGACAAUGUAUGUACGGUAGGUCAAUUCACUGAUGCCUUUAGUUGAACAAUCCGUGGUUCUGUAGAAGCCCAAAGAAGAAUGAUAGGAAGUGAUAAUCUUAGGUGGCUGGUGAAUGGUUUGUGAAACAUACAUUUUUAAUUGCACAUUUUAAUCAAGUGCUAGUGUUUGGACACCUCCUGCAUUCAACUCUUACUUUAAUCUAGAUUAACAAAUUAUGGAAGUAAAUUAUGAUUCACAUGCAGAAUUUUCUCCAUGCUGAAAGAUGAGUUUUCAUAGUGUUUAAUAGCUUUAGACUCAUCUUUUUGUAUGUGAAAGAGCUAGAGACAGAUGACAUUGGAAAAACUGGAAUCAUUCUGGUAUUGUUAUUGUUAAGUACUGUACAUUGUCUUUUCUUGCAAGACAGCAGGGAAUCAUGUGAGUCUAAUGGAACACUGGAAACACUAUUGGAACAUUUUAGCUAUAUUGGACUGGAAUAUUCACUCAGAAAUAGCAUGGCUAUGGUGAUGGGAACUGUCAGUAAGGUUGCCACAUUUUAUUUUAGAGAUUGUGCCUAUACCUGUUAUUGCUCUGAGGCAGCAAGAGAGAACGUAGCCAUAACCCCUUGCCCCCUCUUGCUUCACUGGGCCCUCUGCCUACGAUGGGUCAAAACUGAAGUCCUUGCUAAAGCAGGAGGGAGGGUGAAGGGAAAGGUGGACAUCUCACUACUUAUUGCAUAGGAAGCGUCUUUAUACCGAGUCAGACGAUUGGCCAGUCCAGCUCAGUAUUGUGAACUCUAACUGGCAGCAGCUCUUCAGGGUUUCAGAUGGGUGUUUCUCAGCUGUACCUGGAGAUGCCAGGAAUCUUCUGGAUGUAAAACAGAUGCUCUUCUGCAGAACUGUGGUUCUUCCCUUUGGAGCAUUUAAAGAUAAGGAUAUGACCAGGGUGUUUUUCACACAGGGCUUUUAGCUCGCAUCUCCUUCGGAGUGGAAGGUGUGCAUUCACAUAUUCAGCUUUAAGGGGGCACUUCACACACACUUCGGGGGUUUUUAUUAUGCAUUGGAGCAGAACCUGAUUUUUUUUUCCCCGAGUAAAAAAACAAUCCACUUUUUGUGUCUUUUUGGAAGUGGGAGGCAACUUCAAACUCGCAGUAAAGUCUCUCAGUAAACUCACGGUAAACCCUCUUGUGUGAAAAAUGGCCAGGUAACUAACCUCUAAUCUAUAUUGUGAGUUCUCUUACCAUGAUGAUAUAAUAUAACAGUGGUAGGUUUGCAGUAUUAACAGUGGUCACAACUUUCUGUUCAUCAUGCAUUCUAACUCAAAACAUAAGACUUCAUUCCAGACACAUGCCUUAUCCUGAAUACAGCCAUUGGUGGUAUUAGCUUAGUAUCGCCUACAGUGAAUGACAGUAGCUCUCCAGAGUUUCACCCUACUUGGAGAUAUCAGAGAUAGAACCUGCAGCCUGCAUGGGAAAAUAUGCUCUACUACUGAGCUAUGGCCUCAUCCCCUAAAACUUAUUCAGGAUCAGGAUUCAAAUUUAUGAAGCUAACUUUCCAUUAAAAUAAUUUAGGAUUGCAAAGUUAAUCCUGCUAAAAAGAUUCAGUGAAUUACAAAUGUAAACUAUUAUGUAAACAAAACUGAAAGAACAAAUGCUGCUUAACUGUGUGACUUGGUUGAUUUGCUGUGUUCUAUUGCUUUAAAAUACAAUUUCAGCCUGAUGCAGGAAGUCCUGAAGUUCAGGGUCUGUUGUAUGUAAGAAAACUUUGCUUAUGUGCCUUAGCUUUUGAAAUACAGGUGGACCUUGUUAUCCGCGGAUUCCAUAUCUGCAGAUCUGUGGUUGGGGGGGAAAGACACCUGACCUUGGCAUAUGCAGAACCCAACCCACCCACCCACCCCCGAAAAAAACCCCAUGCCGACUUUGUGCAUCUGUGGGUCAGAGAUGGCCAGAAAUCUCCAGAUAAUUUCCAGUCACCGUUUUCUUUGACGGUGCCACAAAAUGUCUCCCAUCUUUUGGGGAAAGGGCGGGGGGUGACGAUGCUGAUUUCCAGAGCGAGGUAAGAAGCUCCCCCCACCCCCGGUGAAAUUAGCCAAUAUUUGGCCGACUGGGAAUCUAACCCCCACGGACUGUUCCCUCAAAAGUGUGUGUACGUGCGCGCACUCUCAAGUAUUCUGAUGUCCACUCAGUUAAUUUUAGAUCCCAUUCAGGUUGAAUUAGGAAGGCCCCACUCUGAAUGCAUAUGCUCACACAGUGGUUUGAUACUGCCGCCCAGAACAAAACUCAAUCUGCACAGAGAUGGGGAAAAAAUUAGAGGGAGCACUGCCCCCACAAUCCCGUAGGCUUCCUUAACUCGAAAUUUGCGAUUUCCAUAUCCACGGCUGCAGCCUGGAACAGCUGCAUAUCAAGGUCCCCCUGUAUGGAGGGGACAGCCUAUAUCAUUGGAUAAUAUCAGGGGGGGAAAUACAUGAACAAAAGACAUGAACAAAAACAUGAACAAAAGACAUCUGCUCUCCAUAAGUUUCUGUUAAUAGUUGAAGACUGUUCAGAAAUAUUUACAAUAUGUUAUGUUAAGUGCGACAUUAAAGCUAACAUUCCCCCCCACACCCCAUGUGGGAGGAGAGCUGAUCCAGAUAGGGUUUGUGAUGUGGAUCACAGGAGCCUAAAUCCAGAUCAAGAUAAUUCCUCUCACAUCAGGGUCCUGAUCUAGAUUAUUCCUCUUCUUUACUUAGAUUUUUUUUAAAGCCUGUUUUCUCGAAUGAUGCACUUAAUGUGCUGUGUCGCUUGGUUCAUAGAAUACCUGAUCCAUUAUAAGGAUUUGAGAAUAUGGCUUGAUGUUUUUGUAUGGCCAGCCUUCUGUCUGUAUAAAUGCCUGUCCAUCAUUUAAGGAUGCAAAUAAAGGCUUUGCCCUCACCCAUCACCUGCUUCCCACCCCUGGGAGAACUGUGCUGCUCAUACAGAAGGUGCCAAGGGUGUGUGGACUUUCAGCAUUAAGCUGUCAGCAAGUUAAGAUCAACAUUUGUGAUCUUGCACAAAUAGAGCUCUAAGUUUCAUGUAAAUUCUCAGUGGUUGUUACUGAUUAAAUAAAUCCUAGUUAAUGAUAAACAUUUUAAUUGUUCAGCUGAAAUAGACAAAAUCUGCAUAAAUUUGCACAUUCAAAAUUUCUGCGGGGAAAUGAUACUUCCUUUGUUUAGAUCAUGACACCAUCUUCACGGCAUUCUUUUCUGUGUGAUAAAAGCGGGAAUGUCUGUUCUAACAUAGUGCCUGCCAUCUGCAGCUUUUGUAUGUGCUUCCAUUAGAAAUAUGUUUUAAAUCUGACCAGAUUUAAACAGCCAUCUUUUAAAUAAAGAUUGUUAAUCAAUUAAUGAGGCUGACUAAAUCUUACAAGUCUAAGUGAAUUGCACAAGGUUUGGUAUUUAACAAUGAGGGCUAAGAUAAUUAAUGAGUAUUGCAAUCUUCCUUGCUUUAUGGAAUGGAUGUUUCACAUUUGUACUGGGUUUUGCAUGUUGGUUAUAUGUGGUCUGUUUGGUUACAUAAAAAGGACAAGUAAGUCUUGGAACUCAAGUCUAUGACUUGCUGGACUUGGGUUCUGUGGCUUACUUUAUUCCAUAGGUUUUGUUCAAAUAAAACUGAGCCUAUCCGUAUUCUGUAUUAACACUUAAAAGUGUUCAGUGUGGUUUGCUUACACAAUGUUCACUGUAUGCUGCUGUUGAAAUAGUAAAUAUGAGUGUCUUCUUAAGCGUUUAUCCUUUAAAUUAAUAUAACUGUCUUCAGACAGAUUAGGAUAAUUAGAAGUUAAAUGUAUUGCCAUAUAAUAGGAAGAGGCAUUAUUCUGUUGGAAAUUACAAUAGUGAAGCAUAGAAUACUAGCUUUUUUCUGUGAUGAAAAUAUUGAUUUCACCUUUGAGUAAAAUUCUGGGAGCAUGAUCUACUUGCAUAGUGGGCUAAACAUGAGUGGAUCUUGUUAAGGAUUUUUAGAUAAAUGGUUGUGUUGCUUACUGCAGCAACUGUGACAGAAUGUUCUUAUUUGGUUUUUAUAAAACACUUGAAAAAGGGAACUUUUAUCUGUUCUAAACCUUACUUUUGGUUUACAGACCUUCCAGGAAAAAUCAACUUCUUAAUGCCAAGUGUCUUUAACUAUUUUAUUAAGGGAAUGUUCUUUAAAUGUAUAUUAUUUUCAAAUGUUGUUUACCCUCCUCUUUAGAGGAUUUGCCUGUUUACUAUGGUUUGUACCCCCAAAAAGCAAGAAUACAUACUUGCAGAAGACAGCUUCCCUUGGGAUAGGGCAGAGAGCGCUGGGGGGAGGAGAAGAAAAAGAGCAGAGCUCAUGCAAGGGCUCUCCACCUGAUUUUCUGGAAUUCUUCUGAGUCUUCUCCUAUCCCUUUCCAGAGGGAGAUGGCUCAAGAGAGACUUUUGUGGGGCUGCAAGAGACUACUGUGGGAAAGAAGGGAGGGAGGCUUUUUUUUUUUUUUUUUUUUUUGGCAAGUUUAAAUGCUCAUAUGCUUCUUUGGAUACAAGCCUUCAUAUUCAUGAUCCAUUUAGGUAAAGGAUUCAUUAAAAUGCAAAACUAGUAUUAAUGUAUGUCUGUAAAUUUCUAGCAUUAGUGGAGUUCUUAAAGGAAGCACAAAAAUGCAGGAUUUUGUUUGUGCAGUGGAUGGAGAAUGACAAAUAAAUAAAUUGUACAGGUGCAAGAUUUUGCUAGCUGCCGAUAGUGAGAACUUAUGAAAUGGUUACUAUGCAGCUUCUUAAGCAACUGCUUUUGGUAUAUAAUUAUUCUGUCAUGCAGAAUGACAAAAUAACAUUCAGCUAUGUAAUGCUGUCAGCACCAGUUAUCAUAUGAUAAUGUUGUCCCGUACAUAAAGUUGUUAAUGAAAAAUGCUUCCCAAUUUAAUAAUGGUUUACCUACUAAACCCAUUGUUAGUUCACUCUGCUUGUGUUCACUAUGCCAAAGCAAAAUGAAGGAUGUUUUAAUGUCUUUGUUAAAAUAACCACAAAUAUGUGCCGCUGUCUUAAAUGAAGAAAUGCUAAUAAACACUGCUGUUGUCUA
Molecule: messenger RNA, 6253 nt
Organism: Hemicordylus capensis (graceful crag lizard)
Lineage: Eukaryota; Metazoa; Chordata; Lepidosauria; Squamata; Cordylidae
Gene: RAB33B
Product: RAB33B, member RAS oncogene family
Exons: 2
Coding region: 299-979 (226 amino acids)
Biological process (GO): Rab protein signal transduction
Cellular component (GO): Golgi apparatus; endosome
Molecular function (GO): GTPase activity; GTP binding
Source: RefSeq, a predicted model, not a curated record